CACAGGGGAGCGUUCAUUGCGAGAGUACAGCCUAAUCCCCGUUCCAACGUCGCUAAUAACUUGCAGUGGCCAUGGCCGAACCUCAGCCUGCGUCUGGCGGCCUCACUGACGAGGUCGCACUCAGUUGCUGCUCGGACUCAGAUCCCAGCACCAAGGAUUUUCUGUUGCAGCAGACUAUGCUGCGAGUUAAGGAUCCUAAGAAGUCGUUGGAUUUUUAUACUAGAGUUCUUGGAAUGACGCUACUCCAAAAAUUAGAUUUUCCUACUAUGAAAUUUUCACUCUAUUUCUUGGCUUACGAGGAUAAAAAUGAUAUCCCCAAAGAUAAAAAUGAAAAAGUAGCAUGGGUAUUCUCCAGAAAAGCUACCCUUGAGUUGACACACAACUGGGGCACUGAAGAUGAUGACACCCAGAGUUAUCACAAUGGUAAUUCAGAUCCUCGGGGAUUUGGUCACAUUGGAAUUGCUGUUCCUGAUGUACAUAGUGCUUGUAAAAGAUUUGAAGAACUGGGAGUCAAAUUUGUGAAGAAACCUGAUGAUGGUAAAAUGAAAGGCCUGGCAUUUAUUCAAGAUCCUGAUGGCUACUGGAUUGAAAUUUUGAAUCCUAACAAAAUAGCAACUCUUACUUAGUUCUAUGAAAAUGUUUCUUUGAGAUGUCAGUGAGGAUGGAAAUAAGAAUGGAAUAAUGUGACUCAAGAUACUCAGAGAACAGAAACACCCAGGAUUGAUGGAACUGUGUCCCAAUUCAAAUCAUUCUUAAGUCCUUUUCUCUUUUCAGCUGUAUUUUUCAUCUAUUCAUUCUAGUUUUAAAGUAGUGCUUUAUUUUAUGACCUUGAAUGUAGUUGUGUAAGUUUACUUUUUAGGUAAUAAUUAGAACAAUUCCCUUUAGAAGCUGCAUUUGCUGCCUUUUAGCUCUUAAAUAUUACCUCUCUUCAAGUCUUCCUUUGAAUCAUCUUUUUUUAAAAAAAAUUAACCUUUUUUUGUGGUGGAUAUCUUCUGGGGUUUCAAUUCCUCAGAAAUAACUUCAGGAUGGAAAGUAAAGAACACUGAACAAAAAUGAAACUUCAUAUGUACUUCAAACAGUAUCAAGUGUUUAUUUUAUAAAAGAGAGGGUACUCUUGAGAGCCGUUCAGAACCAUGCUGACAAGGAUACUGAUAGAAAACCUAUUAUUUAUUUAUAAAAUACUUUUCAAGUUCAAGAACUAAUUUCAUUUAUUUGGGAAUGAGGAGGAGGAGUGGUAGAGUAUUUACUGGAUACUCAGACAUCAGACAAGGCUGUAGCAUACUGUUUGUCAUUUAAUAUUCUAUCUUAUAUAAAAGAAAGUCUAGACCUGUAAAAUAACUUUAAUGAAUUGAAGGCAAUGCAAGUAGUCAAGAUCUCAUCAUUAUCUUAGUAUUUAGAGUAUGCCUCAAAAUUAAACCUCACCAUACCUCCCACACUAGUUUCCUGCUUUGAAAACCUGCAGAGUUCACACAUGGUGCCCUUGGCUCUUGGACUUGAGUGCCAUGUUGAGGGAAGAAGUGUAGGUGUCUAUCACAAGGCUGCUCUAGGGACACCCACUCACCCCUGCACAAGUGAUGUUUAUAUUACUUAAGUACUCUUCUUUUCCCUAGGUCUUCAUGAUUCCAAGAAUCAUGUUCACUGGUAACAUCACGUAAUUACCAGAAAGCAGCUGAGACACUUGGUGGCUUUCAAAAAAUCAAAAUGAGUUUGAAGAUCUCAUGUCCUAGAGAAUAAAAACACCUAAACUACAUUUAGGUUUUCUGAAGAUUCUAGUGGAAGACCUUUGGAUAGGCCACGCCAGUUGCUCUUGCACUGCUGGAAGCACUUUACAUUUCCUUUUUGGAUGAAAUGGAUUCACAUGAAUAAUUUAAGCAACUAGCAGUACUUAACAGACUGAAAUAAAAUAAAUUUUAAGACUAUUUAAUUGGUAAACUUCUGUCCAGCAAGUUCUUUCUUAUAAAAGGCUCCCCUUAGUACUGAAAAGGAUUUGAAAAGGCUUGCAAGUUCGAUCUGAACCAGGAACAGCCUGUAAAGCAGGUAGCUGGUAUGGUUACGGAACUGGGAAAGGUGGGAGGACAGUAGGGAGUAAAGGAUUGUGGUAGAUAAAGUACAGAGAAUAAAAAGACCAACUAUUAAAAGAUGAGUCAUGGGCUGGGGAUUUAGCUUAGUAGUUCUGGCUCCUGCCCCGCAAGCACAAGGAUCCAAGUUCGAUCCCCAGUACCAAAAAA
This is a messenger RNA of Heterocephalus glaber (naked mole-rat), 2228 nucleotides long. RefSeq names its product glyoxalase I (gene Glo1). Gene Ontology annotation, molecular function: metal ion binding; lactoylglutathione lyase activity. The record is from RefSeq and is marked provisional. Lineage: Eukaryota; Metazoa; Chordata; Mammalia; Rodentia; Bathyergidae.